Brachypodium distachyon (stiff brome) is the source of this 4210-nucleotide messenger RNA. Its product is annotated as leucine-rich repeat receptor-like serine/threonine-protein kinase BAM1. The coding region runs from base 84 to 3143 and encodes 1019 amino acids. Gene Ontology annotation, molecular function: ATP binding; protein kinase activity; protein binding. NCBI's taxonomy places the organism in Eukaryota, Viridiplantae, Streptophyta, Magnoliopsida, Poales, Poaceae. The record is from RefSeq and is a predicted model, not a curated record. Gene Ontology annotation, biological process: protein phosphorylation. The transcript has 5 exons.
AGCUAGCUCUUCUUCUUCUCAGUCACACACUCCCCAGUCUCCACUCCCGGAGCCGGAGGCAACACCACCACCAACAACCAACAAUGCUCCUCCCCCUCGUCCUCCUCCUCGCGGCGCUCGCCGCCAUCGACCCCGCAUCCGGCAGCGACGCGGACGCGCUGCUAGCGGCGAAGGCCGCCCUCGACGACCCCACGGGCGCGCUCGCCUCCUGGACCUCCACCUCCCCCAACCCCUGCGCGUGGUCCGGCGUCUCCUGCGCCGCCGGCUCCAACUCCGUGGUCUCCCUCGACCUCUCCGGCCGCAACCUCUCGGGCCGCAUCCCGCCGUCGCUCUCCUCGCUCCCAGCCCUCAUCCUUCUCGACCUCGCCGCCAACGCCCUCUCGGGCCCCAUCCCGGCGCAGCUCUCCCGCCUCCGCCGUCUCGCCAGCCUCAACCUCUCCAGCAACGCCCUCUCGGGCUCCUUCCCACCCCAGCUCUCCCGCCGCCUCCGUGCACUCAAGGUGCUCGACCUCUACAACAACAACCUCACGGGCCCGCUCCCGGUCGAGAUCGCCGCGGGCACCAUGCCCGAGCUCAGCCACGUCCACCUCGGCGGAAACUUCUUCUCCGGGGCGAUCCCAGCCGCGUAUGGGCGGUUGGGGAAGAAUCUGCGGUACCUCGCCGUCUCCGGCAACGAGCUCUCCGGGAACCUGCCCCCCGAAUUGGGGAAUUUGACCAGCCUCAGGGAGCUUUAUAUUGGGUAUUAUAAUAGUUACUCUGGCGGGAUUCCGAAGGAGUUUGGGAACAUGACGGAGCUCGUCCGAUUUGAUGCCGCUAAUUGUGGGCUCUCUGGCGAGAUCCCCCCGGAGCUCGGGAGGCUCGCGAAGCUCGACACGCUGUUCUUGCAGGUGAAUGGGCUCACUGACGCUAUCCCGAUGGAGUUGGGGAACCUCGGGAGCCUCAGCUCGCUCGACUUGUCCAAUAACGAGCUUUCCGGCGAGAUUCCGCCGAGCUUCGCGGAGCUCAAGAACCUCACCCUGUUCAACCUAUUCCGGAACAAGCUCAGGGGUAACAUUCCAGAGUUCGUAGGCGACCUGCCUGGCCUUGAGGUGCUGCAGCUGUGGGAGAACAACUUUACUGGAGGCAUCCCGCGGCAUCUCGGCCGCAAUGGCCGAUUCCAGCUGCUAGACCUUUCGUCGAACAGGCUCACGGGCACACUCCCGCCGGAGCUCUGCGCGGGAGGCAAGCUGCACACGCUCAUCGCGCUCGGUAACUCCCUCUUCGGCGCGAUCCCGGAGUCCCUCGGCGAAUGCCGGUCUCUGGCACGCGUCCGCCUCGGCGAGAAUUUCUUGAAUGGUUCGAUACCUGAAGGUCUCUUCCAGUUGCCGAAUCUGACGCAGGUGGAGCUGCAGGGUAACCUCCUCUCCGGAGGCUUCCCGGCCAUGGCAGGCGCGUCGAAUCUUGGGGGGAUUAUCCUCUCUAACAACCAGCUCACCGGCGCAUUGCCAGCGUCGAUUGGGAGCUUCUCUGGGUUGCAAAAGCUGCUUCUUGAUCAGAAUGCGUUCAGCGGCCCGAUACCGCCCGAGAUUGGGCGCCUCCAGCAGCUCUCCAAGGCUGACCUUAGCGGCAAUUCAUUUGACGGUGGCGUGCCGCCCGAGAUAGGGAAAUGCCGGUUGCUCACCUACCUUGAUGUAAGUCGGAACAACCUGUCUGCAGAGAUACCACCGGCUAUCUCCGGCAUGCGGAUACUGAACUAUCUGAACCUGUCCAGGAACCAUCUUGAAGGAGAGAUACCUGCAACCAUUGCUGCAAUGCAGAGCCUCACUGCUGUAGACUUCUCAUACAACAACUUAUCUGGGCUUGUGCCGGCGACAGGGCAGUUCAGCUACUUCAAUGCCACUUCCUUCCUAGGCAACCCAGGCUUGUGCGGGCCGUACCUUGGUCCAUGCCACUCUGGUAGUGCCGGAGCAGACCAUGGUGGACGCACCCAUGGUGGGCUGUCCAGCACCCUUAAGCUGAUCAUCGUCCUUGUCUUGCUUGCUUUCUCCAUUGUGUUUGCUGCUAUGGCAAUCCUGAAGGCCCGGUCACUGAAGAAAGCCAGUGAGGCACGUGCUUGGAAGCUCACCGCAUUCCAGCGCCUCGAAUUCACCUGUGACGACGUGCUCGAUAGUCUGAAGGAGGAGAACAUCAUCGGCAAAGGUGGAGCCGGGACUGUGUACAAGGGGACGAUGCGAGAUGGUGAGCAUGUUGCAGUGAAGAGGCUUUCGACCAUGAGCCGUGGCUCGUCGCAUGACCAUGGUUUCUCUGCAGAGAUACAGACGCUUGGGAGCAUCCGGCACCGCUACAUCGUGCGUCUGCUCGGCUUCUGCUCGAACAACGAGACGAAUCUCCUGGUGUAUGAAUAUAUGCCAAAUGGCAGCCUAGGAGAGCUACUCCAUGGCAAGAAGGGUUGCCACCUGCACUGGGACACCCGGUACAAGAUUGCCGUUGAGGCUGCCAAGGGGCUGUGCUACCUGCACCAUGAUUGCUCACCACCAAUCCUGCAUCGUGAUGUCAAAUCGAACAAUAUUCUUCUCGACUCUGAUUUUGAAGCACAUGUUGCUGAUUUCGGGCUUGCCAAGUUCUUGCAGGACUCUGGCACAUCAGAGUGUAUGUCAGCCAUUGCUGGUUCUUAUGGCUAUAUUGCUCCAGAGUAUGCAUAUACUCUCAAGGUCGACGAAAAGAGUGAUGUUUACAGCUUUGGUGUGGUGCUUCUUGAGUUGAUCACUGGAAAGAAACCAGUAGGGGAGUUUGGGGAUGGCGUCGAUAUUGUUCAGUGGAUCAAGAUGAUGACGGACUCGAGCAAGGAACGGGUGAUCAAGAUAAUGGACCCCAGGCUCUCAACUGUGCCGGUACACGAGGUCAUGCACGUCUUCUAUGUCGCAUUGCUAUGUGUUGAGGAGCAGAGUGUGCAGCGACCUACAAUGCGGGAGGUGGUGCAAAUCCUCAGUGAGCCACCGAAGCUGAUUCCCAAGCAAGGAGAGGAGCUUCCUGGUAGUGGUGAAGGUGAUGAGUUGGAUCCUGCCAUACCAGCUGAAACUGUGGAGUCAGUGAGCAAUGAAGCCCAAGAGCAGCAGCAACUGAGCCCGAAGUCGUCACUACCUCCCAAUCUCAUCAGCAUAUGAAAAACUGUCAAGCUAAAUUGUUGCCCUUCUUUUUUCAAAUCUAAGUAUUUAAUUCUUGUAGACUUAAGAGUUUUUGGUAUGCAGUACUCUGCAUUUAGGGCGUGGAACGUAGGUAUCCGAAGUUACAGUGUGGUAUGUUAUCUUAGGUAUCUAUGUUGUAAAUAUUAAGCUUCUUAAGUAUCUAGUUUCCAGUUACGAUCAGCCAACUGCUUGCGGAGUUAAGAGCUUAGGUAUCUUGGAGCUAUCCAGCUUCCAUUCUGUAAUGUAGGUACAAAUAAUUUAAGUCCUUUCUCCAUCCAGUGUGGCAUCAUAGCCUUGACUCUGGAAAUCAAGAUAUUUUCGAAGUGCUCUGUACUUUAUGUGUGGCCUAUUGAAAGUGAGCAGGUGUUUAAUUCAGAUGUUGCACUACCUUUCCCUCAAAUCUGAAGGCAAAGAAGAAAAGCGCUUCUAAACAUCUGGCCAUUCCUUGCCCCACAAUAUAUAGGAUGCUGCUACACAGGUGCCUGAAGGUAUGCUGUCCUCAAAUGCUUGCUUGCCUUGGCUAAGUUUACUGAAGAUUAUCACAGAUAGGCCCAUUUGGAACACACGAGUUUCGUCGGAACCUGGAAACUGGAAGAUCAAGAUCUGAUCAGCAGAAGUAGUUGACUUUGACUGGUAGUGCAACCUAGCUUUGGAGUGAAGUGAAAGCAAGGAAAGGAUUCCAUUCCUCCAAGAGUGGAUGGGGUGGAAAAGAAGCAGUUUCUGAAUCAUGUUUCAGAAAGGAAUGAAUAGUGUUUUUCAGAAGCUCCCAGCUGCAGAGCAAUGCUUGCAUGCAUGCUACAUGUGCAGUCAGUCAGCCAAAGAAAAGUAAAAGCUAGCUCAGUUGUUUCAGACUCCAGUAGACGGAUCACACAGUUGCUGUGCUUGUACCGGUCUUGCCAGUGUCUGCAGCAUGACAUGUAAAUCCAGUAAGGUUCAGUGAGCACGAGAGAAGAUAAAUUGUUUCCACCUGUAGUUUAUCACUGAAACCCAAAUGUAAGCUGUGAUUGGCUAGCUAACGAGCAUGCUCGGCUCGACUCUUAAAUGCU